CCUUCUCUCUCCUUGUCCCUCUUAUUCCAUUCUCUGGCUCCCAAUGAAAGCCGAGUCAGAGACAGACGCUUCCCCUUGACUCCCAGUGCCUCCCAUGGGGGCCCCUCCUUGGCUGCAUCCGUUAGUCACUCCCCCCACCCUCGUGGGGCGGGAGCCCAGGGCAGCCCGGAGGCCGGGGGGAGGGGGUGGACUUUUGGCCCAUUCCGUUUAUUCCCUCCAUCGCCUCGUCAACAGCUGCCGCACGCUCUUAGCUCAUUCCUCCGACCAACCUGCGGGGAAGCAGAGAGACCCAGAGAGAGGAGACAGAAACCGGGAGACAGACCUGCGGGGAAGCAGAGAGAGCCAGAGAGGGAAGGAGACAGAAACCAGGAAACAGACCAGAGCGAGGCCGAAGCCGAGGCUGCAGGUGGCCUUCUGCCCUCCCCCUCCCUCUCUCUCCCGCCUGCCUUAACAGCCCUCCUUAGCCAAAGCCGCUUCACCUUCCUCCGGGGCUCAGCCCCUUCCCCUCUCUGGGGCCCCAGGCGCCCCUCAGGGCCUGCGUCCCACCAUGUCGGUGGCUGUGGAGACCUUCGGCUUCUUCAUGGCAGCCCUGGGGCUGCUGAUGCUGGGGGUGACCCUGCCAAACAGCUACUGGCGAGUGUCCACCGUGCAUGGGAACGUCAUCACCACCAACACCAUCUUCGAGAACCUCUGGUAUAGCUGUGCUACCGACUCCCUCGGAGUCUACAACUGCUGGGAGUUCCCGUCCAUGCUGGCCCUCUCUGGGUACAUCCAGGCCUGCCGGGCGCUCAUGAUCACCGGCAUCCUCCUGGGCUUCCUGGGCCUCUUCCUGGGCAUGCUGGGGCUGCGCUGCACAAACAUUGGCAGCAUUGAGCUCUCCAGGAAAGCCAAGCUGGCGGCCACCGCAGGGGCCCUACACAUACUUGCUGGUGUCUGCGGCAUGGUGGCCAUCUCCUGGUACGCCUUCAACAUCACCCGGGACUUCUUCAACCCCUCGUAUCAAGGAACCAAGUACGAGCUGGGCCCCGCCCUCUACCUGGGCUGGAGCGCCUCGCUGCUCUCCAUCCUGGGCGGCUCCUGCCUCUGCGCUCACUGCUGCUGCGCCCCCGAUGAGGACCCCGCCGCCAGGGCCCGGCCUCCCUACAAGGCCUCCGCGCUGCGCUCCGCCAGCCUCGCUGCCCGCCUGUCCCCCACGGCCGCGGAUGAAGAAGACAGCAGCUUUGGCAAAUACGGGAAAAACGCUUACGUGUAGGAGGCCCGGCCUGUGGACCCCAUUCCCUUCCCACUGCCCCCAGCGGAGAGGGGUCCCCGGAACCCGGGCCGCAGGCACCGGCCCACGCUCCUUGUAACAACCUCAGGGGCAGACCGCGCCCCAGGCCCCGCCCCGUGCUCGGAAGCCAGGCCCAGCUGUGGCCGCACCGCGGGUCCCGUCUCUCCUAUGGGAGCUCAGCCCCGGACACGCCUCCUGCGUUUGGCCAAGAACCCGUCUCCUGAGAACUCACCUCGGACUCCUAAGGUCGGACCCCUCUUUUUCUUCUGAGUCUAGGCUCUGGGUGGUUAAGGGGGCCGAGCUGUCCCCGAUUGUUUGUAUUCUAUAUAAAUACAUACAUAAAUAAAUUUGUAUUGUGAACCGUC
Molecule: messenger RNA, 1635 nt
Organism: Equus quagga
Lineage: Eukaryota; Metazoa; Chordata; Mammalia; Perissodactyla; Equidae
Gene: CLDN15
Product: claudin 15
Exons: 5
Coding region: 548-1252 (234 amino acids)
Biological process (GO): cell adhesion; bicellular tight junction assembly
Cellular component (GO): bicellular tight junction; plasma membrane
Molecular function (GO): structural molecule activity
Source: RefSeq, a predicted model, not a curated record